AUGCACUUCCCAACCAUCCUCACCCUCGCCACCCUCCUCGGCCUCAGCACAGCAAAACACGGCCCAGUCUUAAAGCCAGUAUACACCUGCUGCCUCAACAUUGACCACACCGUCUGUCUCGAGACGCAAAAGCCGAUCGAGUACGCCGGGACACACGAUUGUGCCUACCACCCACUCAAACCCUUGAUCGAGAAUGUACCAGAUGUAGGCACCAAGCAUUGGAAUGACUGCCGGGAUCCGAAGAAGAAGAGCUAUUGGUGUGUGCAUUUUACCGAGUGGUAG
Molecule: messenger RNA, 282 nt
Organism: Plenodomus lingam JN3
Lineage: Eukaryota; Fungi; Ascomycota; Dothideomycetes; Pleosporales; Leptosphaeriaceae
Source: RefSeq, a predicted model, not a curated record